CACAUGCGUUCUCUCCCCGAUCACACCCGUUCUCUCCCCGAUCACAUCCAUUCUCUUGUCAUGUGUUUGGCUGUUUGACUCAGUCUUUCCAAAUAAUAUCACAUGGCCGAGCACAGACCCAGGCUUGCACAUUCUUGCUCUCAACCGCCAUGUGCAAUCACGCACACACACAUGCAUCCAUAUACACACAAAGGCACACAGGCACACACACACACCCACCUUUUGUACGCAGCCACAGUCUGGGGAAUACAGACAAUGACAACUGAAUAACAGCACCUGUUAGUGUUUUUCCAUGUAGCCUGUAGCUGCCCUAGGAUGCAUGACAUCAGUCUCUUGUGUAGUUUAGUUUAAGUACAGAUGAAUAUAUAACUGGUUCCGAGUAAAUUUACACUCUUCCCUUUUAAUGCAGAAAUAACUAUUGAAUAUAACAUUUGUGCCCAAUGUGUGCAACAGGAGAAGUGGAAGUGAAAGAGCACAUGUUUGGUGGGGCUGAUCAACAGAUGAGAAAAGCAUUGAGGAAUAAAGAAAGAGUUAAAGGAGAGAGUGAGAGAGACAGAGGUAGGGCAGGAGGAGAAAAAGAGGUAGGGCAGGAGGAGAAAAAGAGGUAGGGCAGGAGAAGAGAGAAAGGUAGGGCAGGAGAAGAGAGAAAGAGUUAGGGCAGGAGGAGCAAAAAGAGGUAGGGCAGGAGGAGAAAAAGAGGUAGGGCAGGUGGAGAAGAGAGAAAGAGGUAGGGCAGGAGAAGAUAUAAAGAGGUAGGGCAGGAGAAGAUAUAAAGAGGUAGGGCAGGAGAAGAGAGAAAGGGGUAGGGCAGGGGGAGAAGAGAGAAAGAGGUAGGGCAGGAGAAGAGAGAAAGAGGUAGGGCAGGGGGAGAAGAGAGAAAGAGGUAGGGCAGGAGAAGAGAGAAAGAGGUAGGGCAGGAGAAGAGAGAAAGAGGUAGGGCAGGAGGAGAAAAGAGAAAGAGGUAGGGCAGGAGAAGAGAGAAAGAGGUAGGGCAGGAGGAGAAAAAGAGGUAGCACAGGAGAAGAGAGAAAGAGGUAAGGCAGGAGGAGAAAAAAGGUAGAGUAGGAGGAGAAGAGAGAAAGAGGUAGGGCAGGAGGAGAAGAGAGAAAGAGGUAGCGCAGGAGGAGAAAAAGAGGUAGGGCAGGAGGAGAAAAAGAGGUAGGGCAGGAGAAGAGAGAAAGAGGUAGGGCAGGAGGAGAAAAAGAGGUAGGGCAGGAGGAGAAAAAGAGGUAGGGCAGGAGGGGAAAAGAGGUAGGGCAGGAGGAGAAAAAGAGGUAGGGCAGGGGGAGAAGAGAGAAAGAGGUAGGGCAGGAGGAGAAGAGAAAAAUAGGUAGGGCAGAAGGAGAAAAAGAGGUAGCACAGGAGGAGAAAAAAAGGUAGGGCAGAAAGAGAAGAGAGAAAGAGGUAGGGCAGGAGGAGAAGAGAGAAAGAGAUAGCGCAGGAGGAGAAGAGAGAAAGAGGUAGGGCAGAAAGAGAAGAGAGAAAGAGGUAGGGCAGGAGGAGAAGAGAGAAAGAGGUAGGGCAGGAGGAGAAGAGAGAAAGAGGUAGGGCAGAAAGAGAAGAGAGAAAGAGGUAGGGCAGAAAGAGAAGAGAGAAAGAGGUAGGGCAGAAGGAGAAGAGAGAAAGAGGUAGGGCAGAAAGAGAAGAGAGAAAGAGGUAGCGCAGGAGGAGAAGAGAGAAAGAGGUAGCGCAGGAGGAGAAGAGAGAAAGAGGUAGCGCAGGAGGAGAAGAGAGAAAGAGAAGAGAGAAAGAGGUAGCACAGGAGGAGACGAGAGAAAGAGGUAGCGCAGGAGGAGAAGAGAGAAAGAGGUAGGGCAGGAGGAGGAAUUCAAGUCAGCAGAAAAAGAUUUGUAAAUGGCCCAAGAGCAUUGCUUUCUGCUCCUUUUAUUAAGUUUGUGCCACGCAGCACCCAGUUUGUGGGCUCUCUUCGAGUUGUUAUCUGGAAAUAAGGGAGAGAAAAUAAGGGAGAGAAAAUAAGUGCUUGGCUGUCUUUCCCCCAGCUAUACUGCUGUACUGUUGUACUGUACCAGACCUGUACUCUGUGUGCAGUUAGAAACGGCUGACAAGGUGUUUAUGACUCUGCUCUGAGAGCCCAGUUCCAGGCUAGUCUUGUUACUCACACUGACACGGUACCCAUGUAAAAUGCGUACAGUAUACUAUGUCCUGUAGGUAAGGCCAGGAGUUUUUCCUCCUCACCAAAUGACCCUUUCAGGAAAAAGUACAGAUGCUAGUUGUCAUAGGUUAUGACAAGGUUCUAACUCCUUGUCCUAAGUAUGUACUACCAUGUAUGUAUAGUCAUUAAGGCUUGUGUGUGAAUGACAAUGUUGAUUUGGGAUUAAGUUUAGUUCACAUGGAUGCUUGAGUUCGGCAUGUUGAGGCAAGGGCAGUCAUCAGAACGGGACGUCCAGCCGAGAGAGUGCGAGAGAGAGGAACAACGAGAGAGAGAGCGGAACAACGAGAGAGAGAGGAACAACGAGAGAGAGAGAGAGAGAGAGAGAGGAACAACGAGAGGGAGAAGAACAACGGGAGAGCGAGGGAAAAAAACGAGAGAGAGAGAAGAACAACGAGAGAGAGAAGAACAACGAGAGAGAGAGGAACAACGAGAGAGAGAGAGAGAGAGAGAGGAACAACGAGAGGGAGAAGAACAACGGGAGAGCGAGGGAAAAAAACGAGAGAGAGAGAAGAACAACGAGAGAGAGAAGAACAACGAGAGAGAGAAGAACAACGAGAGAGAGAGCGGAACAACGAGAGAGAGAGCGGAACAACGAGAGAGAGAGGAACAACGAGAGAGAGGAACAACGAGAGAGAGAGGAACAACGAGAGAGAGGGACAACGAGAGAGAGGGACAGCGAGAGAGAAGAACAACGAGAGAGAGAGGAACAACGAGAGAGAGGAACAACGAGAGAGAGGAACAACGAGAGAGAGGAACAACGAGAGAGAGAGGAACAACGAGAGAGAGAGGAACAACGAAAGAGAGAGGAACAACGAGAGAGAGAGGAACAACGAGAGAGAGGAACAAUGAGAGAGAGAGGAACAACGAGAGAGAGAGGAACAACGAGAGAGAGAGGAACAACGAGAGAGAGAGAGAGAGAGAGGAACAACGAGAGGGAGAAGAACAACGGGAGAGCGAGGGAAAAAAACGAGAGAGAGAGAAGAACAACGAGAGAGAGAAGAACAACGAGAGAGAGAAGAACAACGAGAGAGAGAAGAACAACGAGAGAGAGAGCGGAACAACGAGAGAGAGAGGAACAACGAGAGAGAGGAACAACGAGAGAGAGAAGAACAACGAGAGAGAGAGGAACAACGAGAGAGAGAGGAACAACGAGAGAGAGGAACAACGAGAGAGAGGAACAACGAGAGAGAGAGGAACAACGAGAGAGAGAGGAACAACGAGAGAGAGAGGAACAACGAAAGAGAGAGGAACAACGAGAGAGAGAGGAACAACGAGAGAGAGGAACAAUGAGAGAGAGAGGAACAAUGAGAGAGAGGAACAACGAGAGAGAGAGGAACAACGAGAGAGAGAGGAACAGCGAGAGAGAGGAACAACGAGAGAGAGAGGAACAACGAGAGAGAGAGAGAGGAACAACGAGAGAGAGAGAGGAACAACGAGAGAGAGAGAGAGGAACAACGAGAGAGAGAGAGAGGAACAACGAGAGAGAGAGAGGAACAACGAGAGAGAGAGGAACAGCGAGAGAGAGAGGAACAACGAGAGAGAGAGAGAGAGGAACAACGAGAGGGAGAAGAACAACGGGAGAGAGAGAGAAGAACAACGAGAGAGAGAGAAGAACAACGAGAGAGAGAGAAGAACAACGAGAGAGAGAAGAACAAUGAGAGAGAGAGAGCGGAACAACGAGAGAGAGGAACAGCGAGAGAGAAGAACAACGAGAGAGAGAGAAGAACAACGAGAGAGAGAGCGGAACAACGAGAGAGAGAAGAGCAACGAGAGAGAGAGAGGAACAACGAGAGAGAGAGCGGAACAACGAGAGAGAGAAGAGCAACGAGAGAGAGAGAGGAACAACGAGAGAGAGAGGAACAGCGAGAGAGAGAAGAACAACGAGAGAGAGAAGAACAACGAGAGAGAGAAGAACAACGAGAGAGAAGAACAACGAGAGAGAGAAGAACAAUGAGAGAGAGAAGAACAACGAGAGAGAGAGGAACAAUGAGAGAGAGAAGAACAACGAGAGAGAGAAAAACAACGAGAGAGAGAAAAACGAUGAGAGAGAGAGAAGAACAACGAGAGAGAGAAGAACAACGAGAGAGAGAGGAACAAUGAGAGAGAGAGGAACAAUGAGAGAGAGAAAAACAAUGAGAGAGAGAGGAACAAUGAGAGAGAGAAAAACAAUGAGAGAGAGAGGAACAAUGAGAGAGAGAGGAACAAUGAGAGAGAGAAAAACAAUGAGAGAGAGAGGAACAAUGAGAGAGAGAGGAACAAUGAGAGAGAGAGGAACAAAGAGAGAGAGAGGAACACAUAGCGUGCACUUGUCCAGCGGUCAUAAAGCAUCUCACUGCCGCCUCGUAAAAGGAAUUUCCUGCAGGAUCGAGGAACGUCAGUCCGGAUUGUAAUUCCCGUCCCAGCCCCCCAGAGUCCACUCCUUCAGUAUGUAAGGGAAGAUGUUCUGGGGCAUGUCGCUGUCAUGCUGAACACAGCCACACAGAUUCAUAAGCACACAUGUUAACAUAUUAUAGAGAUUCCUAUGGGGGGCCGCAGUGGAAGAUGGUAGAACCUUUGUGUAUGACAGUACUGUAAUGCUGACACACUCACAGCACACACACCCAGCACACACUCAUUUUCUGCGUCAUGCUGUCGUGCCAGAAAAUAGCCUGCGUGACGGCCAGAUGCAGUUCCUGGCCUGGUCUACAUACUAAACUGAAAGAGAAGCUCCAUCCCUGACCUGCUUUUUCCACUGAAAGGAGAGGAGUAUUCUCUCAGCCUGAACCGUAGGUCUGGAAGCUCAAAGAGAAAGCAAUGCAGAAGCAGAAGCACAGUGGCUAGGAGAAACUCCCUAGAAAGCAGGAUCCUAGAAACCUAGAGAGGAACCAGGCU
Oncorhynchus keta (chum salmon) is the source of this 5044-nucleotide messenger RNA. RefSeq names its product trichohyalin-like. Lineage: Eukaryota; Metazoa; Chordata; Actinopteri; Salmoniformes; Salmonidae. The transcript is spliced from 2 exons. The record is from RefSeq and is a predicted model, not a curated record. Bases 2355 to 4127 code for a protein of 590 amino acids.